Oreochromis niloticus (Nile tilapia) is the source of this 4634-nucleotide messenger RNA. Its product is annotated as NACHT, LRR and PYD domains-containing protein 3-like. The coding region runs from base 46 to 3885 and encodes 1279 amino acids. Gene Ontology annotation, molecular function: GTP binding; protein binding. Lineage: Eukaryota; Metazoa; Chordata; Actinopteri; Cichliformes; Cichlidae. The record is from RefSeq and is a predicted model, not a curated record. The transcript is spliced from 7 exons.
AACAUCUGCAUAGAAAAGGGGGCUGGUGUGAAUGAGGAGGAAACAAUGACCAGUAAAGAGCUGCUUUUGAGGACAUUGGAAGAGUUGGGCGAUGAAGAAUUCAGUGACUUCAAGUGGUAUUUGGAGCAGCCACACAUCCUGGAUGGCCUCCCAUCCAUCCCAAAGAGUCAUCUGGAGAAUGUAAAGAGGACAGAAACAGUAGAUAAGAUAGUACAGACCUACAGUCAGCAGUCUGUGGAGGUGGUGAAGAAAACUUUAACAAAGAUCAGCAGAAAUGAUCUGACAGAGCGAUUAUCAACCAUCAGCACAGCAGCACAAGAUGUGAAGUCUCCACGGCCCAUAACACGUUACAAAGAACAGCUUCAGUCAAACCUUCAAGUCAGGUUUGUGUGCAAACAAGAAGGAUGGACAUCAAAGAAAGAUGAGAAGAACCUGGAUGACAUCUACACUGAUCUGUACAUCACAGCUGGAGGAGAAACACACACCACCAGUCACUUCAGGCAGAUUGAAAUGGCCUCUGGAAGGCCUGCAGGAACUGAAAUUAGCAACAUCUUCACACACCCUUCUGGCAUUAAAAAGAAUAUAAGAACUGUGCUGACUGCUGGGGAGGCAGGAAGUGGUAAAACCUUCCUGGUGCACAAGUUUGUUUUGGAUUGGGCUGAAAAAAGAACCAAUCAGGAUUUAGAUCUGGUAUUUCCCUUCAUUUUUAGUGAGUUGAAUUUGCAAAAGGACAAAGAGUACAGCUUUGCCAAACUCAUCCACAUGUGUAUUCCUGAAAGUGUGCACAUCAAAGAGGAGGAGCUUAACAGCAUCUUCACAACACUGCAGACAUCAGGAAACUCAGACUUUGAAAAGAGUGAAUACAAACUUCUGUUUGUGUUGGAUGGACUGAAUGAGAGUUGCCUUCAGCUGAACUUCACUGCCACAGAAAAACUACCUGUUGAUGUGACCAAGUCCACCCCAGUUGAUGUGCUGCUGACAAACCUCAUCACAGGGUGCCUGCUUCCCUCCGCUCGUAUCUGGAUGACCACAUGGCCUGGAGAAGCCAUCUCUGCUGAUUUUAUUGAUAUGGUAACUGAGGUCAGAGGGUUUACGGAGCUACAGAGGGAGGAGUACUUCAGGAAGAGAUUCAGAGAUGAGGAGAAGGUCAGCAGGAUCAUCUCCCACAUCAAGUCAUCACCAAGCCUCCACUUCAUGUGCCACAUCCCGGUCUACUGCUGGAUCACUGCUACAGUUCUGCAGGAGGUAUUGGAGAGCAAAGAGAGAGGAGAUCUGCCGGAGACCCUGACUGAGGUUUACACAGAGUUCCUGAAUAUUCAGAUCAGAAAUUUGAAGCAAAAAUAUGGCCCAGAAAAAAGCCUUGAGUGCAUUAAGAUGAUUGCAAAACUGGCUUUUAACCAGCUGGAGAAAAGCAGCCUGAUCUUCAGUGAAGAACUAACAGAGGAUGAAAGCACUUUCACAGAACCCUUAAAGCAUUCAAAUGCAUUCUUGUGGUUCUUUAAAGAGGAUCAUCAGCUGAAGAAGGGCAGGAAAAAAGUGUUCAGCUUUGUCCAUCAGAGUGUAGUGGAGUUUUUGGCUGCUCUGUUUGUGGUCUCAGACAUUAUUACUGAAGACAAUUUGGCUCAGUCACAGAAUUGUUUGAAGAGACCUGGAAAUGUUUUCAGCCAAACAUAUAUACCAGAGAUCUACAGCAACACUGUUGACAAAACCGUAAAGAGUCUGGAUGGACAUCUGGACUUGUUCCUUCGCUUCCUCCUGGGCCUUUCACAGCAGACCAACAAACCUCUAUUACAAGACCUGCUGCCAACAAGAAGUAGCUCACAGACCAUUAGGCUAAUAGUAGAACAUGUGAAAAAGAAAGUCAGAGAAAAUCCAUCUCCUGAGAGAAGAAUCAGCCUGUUCCUCUGUCUGAAUGAGCUGAAGGAUGGUUCUCCAGUGGAGGAGAUCCAGCAAUUCCUGAGAUCAGGAACAGUCUUAGAUGACCUUUCUCCUGCUCAGUGGUCAGCUCUGGUCUUCAUGAUAUUGUCAUCACAAAAAGAUCUGACUGUGUUUGACCUGAAAGAAUACUCUGGUUCAGAAAAGGCUCUUCUGGGUCUGCUGCCAGUGGUUGAAGCAUCUAACAAAGCUCUGUUCAGUUGCUGUAACCUCUCAGAGAGGAGCUAUGAAGCUCUGUGUUCACUUCUCAGCUCCCAGUUCUGCAGUGUGAGUGAGCUGGACCUUAGUAACAACAGACAGCAGGAUUCAGGCGUGAAGCUGAUUUCUGCAGUACUCAAUAAUCCACACUGUAAACUGCAAACUCUCAGGCUGAAUGGCUGUAACCUGUCAGAGAGAAGCUGUGAACCUCUAUGUUCCCUUCUCAGCUCCAAGUCCUGCAAUCUAAGAGAGUUGGACCUGAGUAACAAUAAGCUCCAGGAUUCAGGCAUGAAGCUUCUCUCAGCUGGAUUGAAGAGUCCACACUGUAAACUGGAAACUCUGAGGCUGAGUAACUGUAACCUAUCAGAGAGAAGCUGUAAUGAUCUGUUCUCAGUUCUCCGCUCCCAGUCAUGUAGUCUGAAAGAGCUCGACCUGAGUAACAACAAGCUGCGGCUGUCAGGAAAAAACCUGCAUGAAAGCUCUACAAAGACCAUUGUCUGGACAAGUAACAUCUCAAAGUACAAGGACAUCAUCUCCAACAGUGAUCUGAUCCGUUCAGGACCUCCUGCUGUUUACCAACUGAGAACAAAAAAACAGAAGUUUGGAACUCUGACAAGAAUGACUGUUGGUGAAAAAAAUCCAGACAAGCCAAAUAAAACCAUCUUACUUGUGGGUGAAACAGAAGCAGGAAAAUCUACUAUGAUCAACGCUCUGUGUAACUACAGCAUGGGAGUGAAGUGGGAGGAUGAAACCUGGUUUUAUAUCGUAGAGGAGGAGAAGAAAAGUCAGGCAGAAAGUCAGACAUUAGAUGUGAUCGUGUACGAGAUCUUUGGUUUUGAAGAUAAAACUCUUCCCUACUCUCUGACCAUCAUCGAUACUCCUGGAUAUGGAGACAUCAGAGGGAUUAAACAUGACAUCAUCAGUCAAAGAUUAUUGGACUUGUUUGGAUCAGAGAAUGGAGUUCAUGAAGUUCAUGCAGUGGGUCUGGUGAUGAAAAUGUCAGAAUAUCGACUGAGUGACCGACUGAUAAAUGUCUUUGAUUCAGUGAUGUCUCUGUUUGGAAAAAACAUGGAGAAAAAUGUUGUAGCUCUGAUCACACACUCAGAUGGAAGACAUCCUAAAAAUGCUUUUCAAGCUCUUGAAGCAGCAAACAUUAAAUGUGCCAAAAAUGAGAAGAAUCAGCCUGUUCACUUCCUGUUUGAUAACUGCCAGCAUGAAGAGCGAACAGAGGAAAAUGAAAUUGGUUUGGAAUUUGUAUGGACAGUAACAGAGAGAGGAAUGAGAGAAUUCACAGCCUUUCUGGAAAAAGCUACAGCUCAAAAACUGAUGAUAACUGUGGAAGUUCUGAAUAAACGAAUCAGACUGACAACCUGCAUCCAAAACCUGAAAGAUAGAUUUGGCCUGACUGAACUGAAACAGUUUCCAGAAGGUUUGAAGAAAAAGAAAAAUUAUAGGAAAAGAAAAGACAAUCUUUUGGAAAACCCUGAAAAGGAAAUUAUCCAACAGACAGCAGAGGAGUCACAGUUACUAAAUGAGUCCUACAAACUUGCUGUCAAACUGGAUGAGCAAGCUCUGAAAGCUGAUUCAGCGUCUACCAUUGUCCACUGGGACUUCCUGAUUGAGAAGAUGAAGGAGAGAGGAGACACAGAGAAGGUCCAGAAACUGGAGGAGAUGAGAAGCAGAGUGGAUGAAGGAUCCAGAGCAGCUCUGCGGUUCAAACAGCAGCUGGGAAAAUAUUUAAAAAUGGACUGAAGAAGGUUCACAUUCAUUCGUUUUGUAAUAGUGUUAUAUUUUUUAAUACCUUAACAGAACUUUGAUGCAAAUUUAAAUGAUACAGCAGCUAUAAUUUUACACGAGUAUAUGAAGUCCACAGUGUGUUGCUGUGACUGUGCUUUAACCGCAGUGAGGUCGCCCCCUGCUGUUAAUGAUCAGUACAACAGUGUGUGAGAACAGCUCCCUCCCUCCCUGAUAUCACAAACUAAACACAAAGUCACUCUGUGUUUUCCACAAAUGCAUGUGUUUCUGUCACGUGGUUAUAAUGUUGUUCUAAUGUUAUCAGUGUGAGCUUUAUUCUGCUGCUCCUCUCAUGGUGACUCAGUGUCAGUAAAGUGGUUGUGAGACAGUAAUAUGUCACUGACAUGAUCCAGAAACAGUCCAACAUGUUGUUGUCUAAUCAGUGAGUACAGAGGAUGUUAGACACUGAACUCAGACACAGUGUAGAAAUAGUCAAUCCAACUUUGACUCUUCAGUGUUUGUGAAGAGUCCAGUCCUGAAAUCUGAUCUUCUUUCAUCUGACUGAUAGUUUGGAUUCUUCAUGUGUGUUCAUGCUCUGAAUGACUGCUUGAAUUAUUUCUGAUGACUCAGGCUGAGUGGAAACAUUUGGAUCCUUUCAUGUUGGACUUGAUUUGUUCAAAUUCUCUAUAUUCUGUUCUUCCACAUGAAAUCAUCUCCUGCUUGAUGCACUUUUCUGUCAAUCCUCAAUAGAAUCUCAGCUUCAUUCA